This is a messenger RNA of Cyprinus carpio (common carp), 7038 nucleotides long. Its product is annotated as F-box protein 41. The record is from RefSeq and is a predicted model, not a curated record. The transcript has 13 exons. Lineage: Eukaryota; Metazoa; Chordata; Actinopteri; Cypriniformes; Cyprinidae. Gene Ontology annotation, molecular function: protein binding. The coding region runs from base 480 to 2900 and encodes 806 amino acids.
GCUCACUUUCUGACACAUGUAACAUCGUUUGGACGGUGACAGUGGGAACUGCGUGUUUCUAGUCAUUGGAUUUGUUGAUAUUAGCAAGCGGCGGUCAUGUAAGGGGCUCGAGGAGACGGAUUUGUACCGCGACUCGCCUACGUUAUUGGAGAAAAACGGUGAAAAUCUGUUGAACCGUGGUUGCGCCGUCGGGCACGAUUUUGCAGCGAGGACAAAAGAUUUGGACUGUGAGGAAAACAGAUUAAGUGCCAGAAAAAGGCCUGACAAUAGUCAAGAUCUUAUUGAAGAUCUAAAUCAAGAACUUAUGACUCAGAAUGAGCAUGUGUGGUGAUCCCCUGUUCCUUGCUCAGCCCGUAGCAAACCCAGUGCACCUGAGAUGAGUGGUCCUCUUUGGUGCCCAGCCGCUGUCCCUGCCUGCUCUUGGCAGUGCUUGGUGGUGUGAGCAGAUUGCUCCAUCCUGGCAUCCACGGGAGCGUGGAAUGGCCUCUUUGGACCUGCCGUACCGUUGUCCUCGCUGUGGGGAACACAAGCGAUUUCGAAGUCUGUCCUCUCUGCGCGCCCAUCUGGAGUACAACCACACCUACGAGACCCUGUAUGUGCUGUCCAAGUCCAACAGCAUAUGCGAUGCCGCUGCGCUACUCCCCCUAGUGGCCGACGGAGCCCUUGCUGCCGAAUCCCGUUUUCCGUAUCGCGAACUGCCCUGCCCUGGUGAAGAGCUCAGGCUUGCGACUUCGUCUACUGCUUGCUACCUGCCCAAUGUGGAGUUUCCUCUGGGUGAGAUCUUGGUGAAGACAGCCAUGAGCUCUGGCGACGCCUUGUCCUCCACAGGGAACAAUGCGGUGGCAGUGGCCGCUAAUGUGGCUGCUAGUGCGGUGGAGGCAGCUUAUGAAGAGGGUCUGGCUCGGUUGAAAGCUCGAGCGUUUGAGAGGCUCGAGCUAGACGAGAGGCUCGAGAAGUUGUCAGAGGAGGUGGAGCAGAAGAUCGCGGCGCGUGUCGGCCGUCUGCAGGCGGAGCUGGAGAGGAAAAGCUUGGAGCUGGAAAAGGCAACGCUGGAGAGCGAGAGGCUCAGUCAGGAGAAGCAAGACCUGGAGGACAAGGCCACAGCGCUUUCGCGGCAAGUGGACGUGUCUGUGGAGAUGCUGGCUAGCCUUAAGCAGGAUCUGGUUAACAAGGACCAGGAGCUCUCACACAAACAACAAGAGGUGGCCCAGAUCGACCAGUUUCUGCAGGAAACAGCUGCGCGUGAAGCCAAUGCUAAAGUGCGUCUUCAGCAGUUCAUCGAGGAGCUGUUGGACCGGGCUGACCGUGCUGAGAAACAGCUCCAGAUCAUCAGCAGCUGUGCCACCACCCCCAACGGCAGCCUGGGACACUGCAGUCUGCAGGGAUCCAAACCUAAUGGACAACAGAGAAAUUCCAGUAUCUCUGGGGCAUCGAGGGGCAUGUACCAAGUGUCCGAUCGACGUUCCUCCCCCAGCACUGCUGCAUCAGGACGAGGGAAGUCUGUGUCCCAGGGUUCAGGAGGUUACGACAGUGACAGUGUGGACCUCCACGCUCUGGAGGACUGCCCUGAUGCUCAAUACUACCACGUCCAGUGCCGACUUGGGGAAGGAGGUGGAGGAGGAGGAUAUGAAAGGGCGGCUGCUUCUCGCAGCUGGGGUCUCCGCAAACAGGCCAUCCAGAACUGGCAGCGCCGGCCGUACAGGAAUAGCACAGAGGGAGAGGAGGGCGACGUGUCUGAUGUAGGAUCCCGCACCACCGAGUCCGAGGCCGAGAUGUGGGAGCAAGACAGGAGAGCAGAAAGCCAGCACGGGGGGAACCGUGGAGGAUACAGACUAGCUACAGGUCGUUCUGAAGGGGGAUACAAGCCUUGUCGCCACGAGAAAAGCCCCUCAAAAGUAAACGAGGUGAUCAGUCCUGAGGUGCUGAAGAUACGUGCCGCUCUCUUCUGUAUCUUUACCUACCUGGAUAUGAAGACACUCCUGCGGGCGGCUGAGGUGUGCCGGGAUUGGAAGUUUGUGGCUCGUCACCCGGCGGUGUGGACCAGAGUGCUGCUGGAGAACGCUCGCAUCUCGUCAAAGUUCUUGUGCACUCUGUCUCAGUGGUGCACACAGACACAUUCCCUCAUCCUCCAGAACCUUAAACCCCGGCAGAGGGGCAAAAAAGAGACAAAGGAGGAGUAUCUGAAGAGCACACGUGGGUGUCUUGAGGAGGGUCUGGAGGCUUUGUUGAAAGCUACUGGCAGUAACCUGCUCAUUCUGAAGGUGUCUCAUUGUCCAAAUCUAUUGACCGAUCGCUCUCUGUGGUUGGCCAGCUGUUAUUGCAGGGCACUACAGGCUGUCACAUACAGGAGUGCCACAGACCCUGUUGGACAGGAAGUUAUUUGGGCACUGGGAGCUGGUUGCAGAGACAUCAUCUCACUACAGGUGGCACCUUUACAUCCAUGUCAGCAGCCAGCACGUUUCAGUAACAGGUGCCUGCAGACCAUUGGCAGAUGCUGGCCACACCUGCGAGCGCUGGGUGUGGGCGGAGCUGGCUGUGGCAUACAGGGAUUGGCUUCUUUGGCAAGGAACUGCAUGAGGCUGCAGGUGCUAGAGUUGGACCACGUCAGUGAGAUCAAUCAGGAAGUGGCUGCUGAGAUGUGCCGAGAGGGACUGAAGGGUCUGGAGAUGCUGGUGCUCACCUCCACUCCUGUUACUCCUAAAGCCCUGCUUCACUUUAAUAGUGUGUGUCGUAACCUGAAAUCUAUAGUUGUCCAGAUCGGUAUAGAAGAUUACUUUGAAGACCCUAACAGUCCAGAGGCCAGAAAACUCUUUGACGAAAUGAUGAACAAGCUGCAGGCACUCAAAAAAAGACCUGGUUUCUCCAAAAUCCUCCAUGUGAAGGCUGAUGGCUUGUGCUAACUCUGCUGUGUUGCGGCCAGAGCCACAUAAAGGUUCACCAAUUAUUUCAACCUGAUCGAGUCAUUCUCUCCUCAAAUAAACGAGGAAGAAUCAAACACUUCCGCUUCAGUUUGAACUCUAACCAACAGUCUACUACACCAAGACGGGAGCAUCUGUUAGCUUUGACAUGACGCCAUCAAAUAGAGGAGUAUGUAAAGAUAAUAUGUAACAAACUCUACGAGAAGGCAUAAUUACUUGCCAUGGCUGCCGUUCCAACAGUCAUCCAAUUACAGACUAAGGAUUUUUUCCUACUUGCCAAACGCACUAAACUUUUAAUAAGAUCUCAGAGAACAUGACGUCUCUCUUCAGAGCACAGAGCUGCAGGAGGGAGCGGUCUCAUUUUCGAGAUUGACCUGAAUCAUAAAAUCAAUGUGAAACCCUAACAGCACAAAUGUAAAAUCCACAUGGGUAAGUUAGUAAUGUGGGAGUGUGUGUUUGUGUGAUGAUCAGCUCGAUUGCUUCCCCGAUGUUCAGCAAAGAGACGCAUUCGUUCAUUAGUCGUCACUUAAGAGCGUUACUCUUCGAACUGGAUGCGUCAGCCAGCCAUAUUACCAGGACAAAUAUCAACAUAAAAAAAUCACCAGCUUAGACGUGGCUUACAAAGACCUAUAUUUAGGGGAAGCCAUGUCUCCACAGAAAUUACUAUUACUUGCAGCUAUCUUGCGUCCUUAAGCGCAAGUUCAAACCGAAAGGAGAAGCCAAUAAAUGCAAGCUGUUCGUGUUCAUGUCAGACCCUCCAGUCCUUUAGGGUCACUCUGGCAAGGGUUUGUUUCUCAUCAUUGGAUCUGCUGUUCCAGCAGAUUUGCAAUGCCUUCUCCAUAAUGUGCCAUCCAUACUUCGACAUUUUGCUUUCAAGGUUGAAUUUUGCUCAUACCCAAUGUGCUAUUAGUCUUAAAGGUAUUAAGUCAUACCCUACAAGGUGUGCACUUAUCUAAAGGGAAUUUAAGGGGGAAUAGUGAGGGAUAGAAACAAGCUCAUGGUGCUGUCAAUCCAAUGUACACCUACUGUUUCACCUCAGAUGUCAACGUCUCCAUCUCUUCCAUCAGUUGCUGUUCAAACUUCUAUAAAACUCCGGCUGGUGCCACUCACUCGAUCUGUUCUCCAUCUGCUCUGUUGAUUUCAGAUGGUAUUUUCCAUGUUCUAAAGGUAGACACGACUGAAUGGACACGUUGCACAAUCGAAUAGAAGGGAUGAAUACAAAUAUAUAGAGUUGUUAUAUUAGGUUCUUAACAGAAUCUACAAGAACUUCACUUCUGAAAUGUGUGGGUUAAGUUUUGGCUCUGGUUCGUUGGAUAGAACUUUAUUUGCUGGAACUGGGAAAUAAGUUAACAAUAGCCAUAUUAGGCCAUGUUAGACUACAAAAUGAAAAAUGAUUCUGCACAGCUGAGAUUCAAUUCAAUAUUUAUAGCCUCAUUUUGUCAAGGCCAGCAUUGUGAAAAUAACUUUUUCUUUUCUUUUCAAAAGGAAAAAGAUUAUUUAUGGUAUAUUGUUGGUGCAUUUUUGAGUAGAUAGUAUGACAUAGUCAGGUUUUGCUUUCAGUUGGAAUAUUACUCCAUUAUUAGGAUAGUUUACACUAAAAAAAAAAAAAGAAUAUUAAAGCACUUAAAUGUGUUUUAGCUGGAAGUCAGUCAUACAAAGAAACUAGAGUAUACCAUUCUCAUCAAGUUUCUUUAAAAUAAUACUAAUAAUAUAAAAACAUACUAAUGCAAUAAUACUGAUGCAAGUACUGGUCUCGACCGCUCUCGGUGCUGUACCACUUACCCAUCAGGCAUUGCUGCUCCCCUUGGCCAGUCUCUGAGCUGAAAUCACACAGUCCAAACGCUCUACUCUUAAAGUGCUUUAGUCAAGGCGAGCACUUCUAUGGUGCAACGUUCUACUUCCUGUCUUAAAACACAUUAUGGGGCUUGAAUUAGGACGAGAGGAGUAUUCACACAAUCUGCCUGAGUUUAUUUUAGGAUGGCUGUUCAAAAUGAGACAAUGUGGACCUGAAUGGAAACUGGAAAACCAUCUUCAAGAAAGAAACUGCAGAAGUGGGAUAGGGUAACCUACUCUACCCACAACGCCACACAAUGACUUUUCGAGUGUGUUGGCACUCGUCUUCUGAAAAACUGUAUGUAUAUGUUGUUUCUAUAGGAAGGAAUUACAAACAGUGUAAAUAUUUCAAAUGUAACCUAAGGAAAGAGACAACCUGCAGCGUUUAAUGGAUAUCCACCCACACAUGGUUUCCCGUGUGGUGGCCGCACUGACCAGAUGACUUUCAGAGUUCAAAGAUACUGAAUUUGCAGUAUGCUGUGUAUGAUAGAUGCUUUAUAAUGAAUGUGUAUCAGAGUCCUAUAGAGAUGGAAAUAAUUUAAAAACAGAGUACAAUUUAUUUCAACUAUUUAUUUCUAUAAAAAGAGAUGUCUAUGAUGAUGGCAUGUUUGUGCUAAAGCAUUAUAUAUAUAUCAUAUAUAUCAUGUUGCCUUUUCAAGUGUUCUGCUGUAGAUGUUAUUAGAUUAUUAGAUCUGAGUGCUCUGGAUUACUGCUUGCUGCCUUUCAUUUUUAGACUGAGCAACCGUUGCACCAUUAUGAUGAUAAAAAUUAACUGCUUAUGUUUAGUAUUAAGCCGUUGAUGUUCUAUUUUGUUUAAUGUCGAGUCUUUUUAAAGAAUCUGACAUAUGUAAUGCACUUUUUUUUUCUUCCAGUGCUCUGUGAUGGUUGGUUUUGUAUAAUUAAUGUGCAAUUCCUCUUUUCCUUAGCUUUGCACCAGAAGACUAUCAGCUUUCCAUUCAUCAAUAGUUUUAGUAACUUUUUAUGAAACCCUCUCAUUGGUCUUAUUUGAUGCAUAGCAUUAACCUGCAAUAUAACAAUAAAUAGCAACAUUAAUAUUUUUUAAUUCAUUUGCUUUUAAGCAAGUGGUGAAAGUGAUGACAUGCUGGGUAAUAGUGUGUGGACUGAGCACUUUGUACAUGGAAUUUUAUUUGACUAAAAAUAGACUAAAAGCGAUUCUGAACUAUGUGACCAACCCAAAUUUGGAAUUGAAUUCAUCUGAAUGGAUUAUGAUAAACUGACAGAUUUUGAGAUCGAUUGAAACUUGGGAGAGAAGAAAAGGGAACAAUUACAGAAUGCCACUUUAGUAGAAGACCUGAAGCACUCAGAAAGAUAAAUAUACUUUUUUUUUUUUUUGUAAGCAUAACCAUUGUUUUUGUACCAUUAACCAGAACUUCUUGAAACAAUCAGUUAUAGUGGUGUUUGCUAUUGUUAGGUGCCAGAUGUUGUGACAAUUCAUGUGUAGCUGUAAUUGUAACCAUCAAGUCAAUUACCUAUUAUUAAAAGUAAGUCGAAAAGACAAACAGAUGAUUUAUUAAUAGUGGAAUAUUAUCAGCUUUUUGUUCUGUUAUGUUUAGUGGACUCGACAUGGUGUAAGAUAGAAACAUCAUUCACAAUCUUAACAGCCACAUUCAAACUCUAUAGCACUGGAAUGAUAAUAACCACAUAUAGUACAUCUUAAUGCCUUUGAUUUAUCUGUUUUAUUUUAUUUCUGCUAGUCUGUCCAUUAAUAUGGCAUUCAGUCCUUGAUGUCAGGAUACUGAGAUUUUGCUUUUCCAAUGUUCAGCUUUGUGCUGUGAUGUUCUUUAGCCAUGAUACUUCUUGGCUUGUCAUUAGUCUACCUCUUGGCUCUCGUUUGAAUGAUUGUAUUUUAUGGCCAUCUGUCUGAACUGCUUUCAUGCAUAACCUCAAACAUCUUCUGGCAACAUAAGUUGAAUUGUGCUGCUUUUUUUAUACCAACAGAUUGCAUUGACGUUAUUUAAUGAAUGCACAUUCUCUGCCGUUGCACAAGAAGGCAAUUCAUGUCCUGAAGUUAGUUAAUAUUUAUUGGAAAAUGUUCAUGAUUAAACUCUUUUCUUGCUUGUGGGAACAACUGCAGACCUUUUUUUUUUUUUUUCGUAUUUUUAUGGCCUGCUUAUUAACAUUCCUUAUUGUCUGUACGAUGGGUUAUCCUAGUUUGCGAAAAGUUGAAUAUAAAAGUGUGAUGGAAUUGUUUACAUUCCAAAAUCUCAUGCCAUUUUGUUCCAGGCAUAUUCUAUGAGUUAUAAUAAAAAUCUGAUACAUACACUCA